GAGACAAGAAUGGAAGUAGUUAAGGUGCUGCACAUGAAGGGAGGCGUUGGAGAAGCAAGUUAUGCAAACAAUUGCUAUAUUCAGCAAAAGGUGCUUCAUUUGACAAAAUCCAUCAGAGAGGAAGCAAUAACCAGCCUCUAUCACAACACACUUCCAAGAAGCUUGGGAAUUGCAGAUUUGGGUUGUUCUUCAGGACCCAACACCCUGUUUGUUGUGUCUGAAAUAAUAAAGACUGUGGAGAAGCUUUGCCGACAACUUAACCAAAAAUCUCCCGAAUACAAAGUCUUUCUUAAUGAUCUUCCCGGAAAUGACUUCAAUAGCAUCUUUAAGUCCCUUGGCAGCUACAAAGAUAAACUACGUCGUGAAAUAAAAACUGCCGUUGGUCCAUGCUAUUUCUUUGGAGUCCCAGGUUCUUUCUAUGGCAGAGUUUUUCCUGAUCGAAGUUUGCAUUUUGUGCAUUCUUCUUACAGCCUCCAGUGGCUAUCUAAGGUUCCAAAGGGUGUAAAUAACAAUAAGGGCAACAUUUACAUAAGCAGCACAAGCCCCUCAAACGUCCCUAACGCAUACUAUGAACAAUUUCAAAGAGAUUUCUCUGAUUUUCUCAAGUGUCGUGCGGAGGAAUUAGUUGAAGGAGGUUGCAUGGUUCUAACAAUGUUGGGAAGAAGCAGCAUCGAUCCAUGCAGUAAGGAGGCUUGCUCCAUUUGGGAACUUAUGGCUACGGCUCUUAAUGACAUGGUCCUACAGGGAACGAUAAAGGAAGAGCAAGUGGAUACUUUUAACAUCCCUCAGUAUGCUCCAUCCCCAUUUGAAGUAAAAUUGGAGGUUCUUAAAGAAGGAUCAUUCACCAUCAAUCGGUUGGAAUUGUCUGAAGUUAACUGGAAUGCUUUUGAAUUUGACUUCGAAAAGUCUGAAUCAUUUGAUGACAGUGCAUACAACAUGGCACAGUGCAUGAGGGCUGUGGCAGAGCCUAUGCUGGUUAGCCACUUUGGUGAAGCUAUAAUUGAAGAGGUUUUUAGGCGCUACCAAAAAAUCUUGGAUGAUCGUAUGUCCAAGGAGAAAACUGAAUUCGUCAAUGUUACAAUACUCUUGACUAGAAAAGCGUGA
Molecule: messenger RNA, 1104 nt
Organism: Abrus precatorius (Indian licorice)
Lineage: Eukaryota; Viridiplantae; Streptophyta; Magnoliopsida; Fabales; Fabaceae
Product: salicylate carboxymethyltransferase-like
Exons: 4
Coding region: 10-1104 (364 amino acids)
Biological process (GO): methylation
Molecular function (GO): S-adenosylmethionine-dependent methyltransferase activity
Source: RefSeq, a predicted model, not a curated record